This is a messenger RNA of Boeremia exigua, 1288 nucleotides long. RefSeq lists its product as uncharacterized. Lineage: Eukaryota; Fungi; Ascomycota; Dothideomycetes; Pleosporales; Didymellaceae. The transcript has a single exon. Gene Ontology annotation, cellular component: ribosome. The record is from RefSeq and is a predicted model, not a curated record. The coding region runs from base 65 to 1051 and encodes 328 amino acids. Gene Ontology annotation, molecular function: structural constituent of ribosome. Gene Ontology annotation, biological process: translation.
CACGGCGAACUUUUGCAGCCGGUGAAGGACAACAGGAGCGCGCAGCAGCAUUGCCAUCACCAAGAUGCCGCCCCGGAUACCCGUCGCAUCGUACCUGCGGGCCCCGAGCUCGCCGUCGGUCUUCGCCCUCCCACUGCGCCCAUUCUCGACCACCGGACCGCUGCAGAAGAAGCUCACUUCGCUCGAGCGCAAGCAGCGUUUCGAGCACGACCCCUACAUCGCCGCCCAGAAGGCCCGCAAGAAGGCGGCCAACCUGUCGCGCCGCGCAGAGCUGGAGCAGGUGCGCGUCGAGAGCCUGGGCAACCCCGUCCGCGGCGUGACGACGCCCUUCGUGCGGUCCUUCGACACGGGCAGGCCUGAGGCUGCCGGCACCGACGCCGACCAGCUCAACUACCGCUACUACCCCGACCGCCUGCGGACGCAGCUAGAGGAGAGCAAGCGCCUGGCCGUGCCGCUGAGCGAGAUCAAGAAGGACGACGCGGCCCCCACGACCCCGUACAGCAGCUCCAUGACCCACAACACCGCCUACAGCAUCGAGAAGACGGCCGAGGAAAUUGCGGAGCAGAACCAGCAGGACCACGCCCGCGCCACCGAGGCCAUCGCCCGCAUCACCGCCCUCGACAAUGGCUCCAGCAAGGACCGCAUGCGCGUCAACAUCACCCGCUGCAUCGACACCUUCGGCCGCCACAACACCGACCUGCGCCUGCCACCGCGCGCACCCCACCUUGGCAGCAUCAACUCGAACACCCCGCCUGCCGUGCGCCCCGCGACCAACGAGAAAGCCGCCAGCGCGCGCAUCGGGCCCGACACGGGCUCGUCCGAGGUGCAGAUUGCGAUCCUGACCGCGAAGAUCAAGACCGUGGCCGACUUCCUGUCGUCGCGAGGCAAGGGCGACAAGCACAACAAGCGCAAUCUGAGACUGCUGGUGCACAGGCGGCAGAAGCUGCUGCAGUACCUGCGGAGACGAGAGCGCGGUGGGCCGAGGUGGCAGCACUGCAUCGAGACAUUAGGUCUGACAGAGGGAACAUGGAAGGGCGAGAUCUCGUUGUAAGAUGGACGCGUGAAGACCAUUUUAAAUUAGCGGCACAAGCGGGUUUCCGGUGCAUUGCAGCUGUACAAUACGAAGCAUAAGAGCCUGGCAUUGACGGACUGUCGUGAUUAUGGAAUGACGUGCUUACCUUCGAUCUACCCUGCGUAUUUACACAGCGUGUCGAGUUCGUAUACAGCUGUACUACUGAUGCACAGCACCACGCGUCGCAGCAGGAUAUGCACAUCACUGACCACGGCU